This is a messenger RNA of Acanthochromis polyacanthus (spiny chromis), 5639 nucleotides long. It is a transcript of the gene niban1a, whose product is annotated as niban apoptosis regulator 1a. The transcript has 14 exons. The record is from RefSeq and is a predicted model, not a curated record. Lineage: Eukaryota; Metazoa; Chordata; Actinopteri; Pomacentridae. Bases 436 to 3519 code for a protein of 1027 amino acids.
UGCCAAGGACAGUGUGAACCUGAGGGAUAGAAGAAAUCUCUGGGCUUCAGGUGGAGGUUGUUGUGGGAGGGGUGUAGGAGUUUGGAGAGGUACUGAGGUGUCCCUGAUAGGGUCUCAUAUAUGAGUAAAAACCAGAGCUGAAGGUCUGGUGUAAAGGGAGGGCCAACCUAUCAGUUUGUAAACGUCACAAUGGUGGAUGGAGAAAGAUACUUUAGAUUGUCUCUCUGUGUAUCCCUGUGAUAGACUGGUGGCCUGUCCAGGGUGUCACUUGCCCUCACCCUAAGUCAGCUGGGAUAGACUCCAGCCCCCCAUGGCCCUAAUGAGGCUUAAGUGGUGUAUAGAUAAUGGAUGGAUUUCUAAAUAUUUACCUCCCUGACUCAGGUCAUUGUUAUUAUUCUCUCUAAAUUACUCCUGGAUGAACUGAACUAAGGAGAAAUGCUGAAUAACAAAAGUCACAGAGAAUCACAAGUAGCGGGUGCAUUUAGAGGUGAAAUAAAACAGAUUUCUAUUCUGGUCGGAACUCAUGGAGUGGCACAGUCUUUUAAAGGAGGAGGAGCUGCUGUUCUCCUCCUUUCCCCUCCUCUUCCUCCUCCUCUCCUGGCUGUUGUGUCUGUCAGUACCUGUGGACUGAAGCUACCUGUGGAUCCUCUUCUCAGCAGCAUCAUGGGGGUCUCGGCAUCCAGUCUGCUGGAUGACACCAAAUCCACCUACAUUAAAGGCCAGGCUGAGACUGAGCUGAAAGAGUUCAGUCCAUACUACAGGAAGCAGUUCUCCGUUGCUUGGUUCUCUCAAGUAGAGGAUGACCUGGAACAGCACAAACAGAAGAUCACACAGCUGCUCAAACAAAGGGCGGCUUCGGAGGAGGGCGAGGUGCUGUACGAGGAGGCCGUUCUUUACUUUGACGACACCAGGAAGUGGAGAGACAGGUAUGUGGUGGUGAGAGCCAACUACUGCCUGGAGUGUCAUGACAGCUUGGAGACUUUUGUUAAAGGGGUUCCUCCACGUCACAAGUUGCUACCUACAGGAGGCACUGUUCUGACCGCAGGAGAGCCGUACAUGGCCAUGGUGGACAAAUGCUUUCCUGAUGACAGUAGCAUGAAGGAAGAAUUUGCUCCUCCUCUGUCAGGGAUGCCUGGACAGUUUCCAGUCUACCUCCGUCUGCCCUACAGGAGAGACUCCUACUUCUGCUUCAGACAACAGGCCAAACAGGCGGCCUUUCUCUCAAUCCUGUCUGACUGCAUCAGACACCAGAAUCAAGACUUUCUCAAGAAAAAGACGUGUGAAGUUCAGGCCUUCCUCAAAGCCAUCCAGCUCUACAGACAGGACAAAGGAAAAUAUGAAGCCUGGGACAUGUUAAUAGGAAGCGAUGUCAGGGUGAUGGCCAACGUGGUGAUGGAACAGCUGCUGCCCUCUCUGGAGAAAGACAUGCUGCCUCGCCUUAAGGCCAAGAAGACAGAGAAAAAGAGAGUUUGGUUUGCAACGGUGGAAGCAGCGUACAUUCUGGUUCAGGAGUAUCUGUUGGAGGGACUGUCAGCACUGAAGGAGGAAUGUCGGACAGCAGUUCGGCAGCAAGAGGUGCUGAUCCACUCUGACAUGGACCAGAUCCUCAAUUCCAGACAGCAGCUUGAUUCAAAAAUCCAAGCCAAAGUAUUAGAGCCGGCAGAGAAACUGUGCUCUGAAUCUGUCCAGCCGCAUCUGGGCUCUGUCCUGGAGGAACUGAUGGAACCGAUCAGCUCUGGUUUCCACGAGGGACGACAGCUGAGUGAGAAAAUGAUGGACCAGGUGUGUCAGGACGUUCUGCUGGGAGGACAGAAUGAGCAACUGAAAAAAGCUCUGGCCAACAUGGCAAGACCAAACCUGCUGAGCUGCUACCAGAAGAUUGGCUCCCUGCAGGUUAAACUACAGCACCUGGGGGAGAGAUUUGGCUUCUCUAAUAUCACAGGAGUGAUCCACAGCGCUCAGAUUGACCUACAGCAGCUAACUGAGAAUGCAGCUUAUACAUUUGAGCAGCUACUCUACAAAGCCAUUGAGGAUAACCCAGACAAUGCUGGCUCUGCCAUUGAAAAGGCCAAACACAGAGUGCUCAAGCAAUAUGACUAUGACAGCAGUACAGUAAGGAAGAGGAUUUUUCAAGAGGCUCUGGUUUCCACCACUCUGCCCUUCAUCAAGAAAAACUUGGCUCCUACCUGCAAAACUGAGCUUCAGGGUCUUGAACACACCAUCUAUGCUGACCAUUCCAACUUCAUCCAUGUUGAGAACAUUUAUGAAAGCAUUCUUCUGCGUAUCCUGGACAAGGAGGUCACCAAAGUGGUGAAGGAGGCAGCGACCCUGAAGAAGUAUAACUUGUUCACAGAGAGCAGAGACCUGGUCAGUCAGUCCAGUCAUUCCAGCCUCGUCUCCCCUUCACCGUCCACUCCUGGAAGCCCCUCCAUGGUACUGGCCUCCUCAGCUAAAACUUCCUGUGAGACCCAGCCUCCAUCUCCUCUUGUGGUCAAUGGUCUGUCCUCCAGUCCUCUAAAAGAAGAACUACAGGAAAAAGAAAAUGACGUUCUGCAGAGCAAAUACUCAAUGGAUAUGACAGGAUUUGAGACACCUCUGGGUAAAGCUGAACAAAAUGAAACCCCUUCCACUGUUGCUGGCAGUCAGGAGGCUGAGUUACCAGCUCCUACAAUUGAGGAUGUCACUGUGAGGGCUGAAGAAGGCAGCAGUGAAACACUUGAAGCCCCAGCUGAAGUAACAACAGCAGCAACUCCAGAGACUGUGAUCCAGGAGCAAGUGAUUUCUGUUCAAAUAGAAGAAGCUGAGAUAGCCACUGAGCUGGAAAUGCAGAGCACACAUAUUUUACAAGAAGCAGAAAGUAUGAAAAGAGAUGCAGCAGCAGCAACACAAACAGAAACUUCCAUUCCAAGAAAUGAACCUGUAAGUUUUUCAGCAGAGGGAAAUCAGCCCCAACCUGUAUCCAGUACUGAAGAAAUGGCACAGUGUGAAAGCUCUGAAGUCAAAUUAGAGGCUCCCUCCAGUGAUAAAGUGCCUGGAUGUGCGAGUCUCCAGCUGGAGAGAGAGGAGGAAGAACCAGCUACUGUCUCAGACCCCAGUUGUCUUGAUGUUUCAGCAGGAAGCGAGUCACCGCCCUUAGAUCUGGAGUCCACAGAUGAAGUCUCAACAACCUCUGACGUCUUGGAAGAUGAGACUAAUGUUAGAAAAUCCCCCAUGAGCUCAGAUGAUCCUGCUGAAGAAAAAAACAUGACUGAUGAACCACCACCUCUGGCCCAGAUGAAGACUGUGAGCAACAAUGUUGACGUCGGAAAGGACAUCAAACCAGAAGCCAGCUUAAAUGUGGAGACUUCGGUGGCAGACACUCCAACCUCUUCUACUGAACCCACCAAAGAGGAAACACCCUCAAGUCCUGAAGUCCGGCCACUGGACUGCAUCAAGGAGAUCCGUGACUUGGUGGUGGAAGUGAUCGAGGUGGAGGAGCUGGUGCAGCAUUACCCCAGUGGAGUUCCAAAGGAAGAAUAAAGCUUCAUGUAACAGCAGCAUUCGAAGACAUGUGGGCCAACUGUUCUGUGGAUUAUUACCAGAAUAUAGCAGUAGUUUCCAUUUCAGAUGACCAUCUACACUGUCUUAACUUAAGCAGAGCAGAAACAGAAAAACACUCCUGAUAUACUGAAGGCUUCCUGAACUUUAUUAAACAAAUAUGGAAGAAAUUAUGAUCAAUUAUUUAUACAAGUCAAUAUCAUUUACACAGACAACACAUAAUGAGGUAUCCAGAUGUAUAAAACCCUGUUUGAUCCUUUCAGCAGUUUGACAACAUAAUAAUUAUUUUAGCACCAAUUUUUUUUAGAGAACCUAUAUUUAGAUUUAUAAUUAUUGAAGAAAUGACUGGUAAUUGCAUUGUACUAUGUUGUGGUUAAGUAUAAGUCUAUUUUAAAGGAGGAAAUUAUGAGGUUGACUAUUUGCUUUCUCUCUGAGAGGUUGAUGUUCCUUUGGAUGUCAGUGUCAUGUCUGUAAAUUGCAACAGAGAAUUAGUCUAAUCAAUCAGACCUUUUAUGUGUGCCUGGUUUACAACAACCCACCAUGCAAGUAUCAUGUUGCAUAUUUAAAUGAAAAUAGAAAAUUUGUCUGAGCACAGUGGUGCAACUUAUUUCAGUCCAAACUCAGAACUUUCAGUCCAAUGAUGUCCAACAGAUUUGUUGCCACAAAAUAAGUGUCUAAACCAUUCUAGCAGUUGUUUCUCAUUUUUAGCCAUCAAUACCUGUCGUUGUCAACAGCAAAAAUAACAAACACUGCUCAUAACCUCUUCUGAAUUCUGAAGUAAUUUGAUGGCUGGCCAAAUGUUCCUGCUGUCUGGUUAAAGUGCAUUCCACAGCCAGUUUUGUUACCUGGUCAAAGACUGAUUGUGAGGGAAGAUGGGAUGAUGCUUCACUCUGUAAAGUCACUCCAUGACCUCGAGUUGACUGAAUAUUUGCCCAAAAACUUCCAAAAGAGUAGUAAAACCAACAGCUGAUCAAUUUUAAAAGCCACAUUCUCCAGCCAAACUUUCAUUCAUGUCAUUAUAUUAAUUUAAGAUGGUUAACUGACAAGUUUUUAAUUUUUUGUGAGCUUUUCAAAACUAUAAUUUAGUUGAACACAAAUCUAGUUUCAGUGUAUCAAGCACAUACUGAGCUAACAGUCACUCAAAUACAGGAUUAGGAAAAUAAACUUGAUUGGGAUAUCCCGAUCAAGAAAUAGUUCUAGCAAAUAGCUCCUUCUCAAGCCAUACAAUUUUGUUUUUAAAAGUUCUUAUUUGUGUAAAGAUUAAACAAAUGAUGCAGAAUGUUAAUUAGUCAGCUUUAGAGGUACUGGUAAAAGUAUUUAUUAAUAAAGUUAAGACUGAAGCAGGCCAACAGUGUCUUUCCACGUAAAGUCUUUAUGCUAAGCUAUCAUUGUCCAUUUUCCAGCUCAGUGUGACACAGACAUUACCUCUCACUCUCAAAAACAAAGCAAAUAACAAUUUUACACUUAAUGACAAGAUGAUUUGUUAAAUAGUGAAGCCACAAAUGAACUUUUAAUCAAUUUUGAAAUGAUCAGGGUUUGGGAUUGUUUAAAAAUCACUAUAAUGUACAUUUUAUAUUCCAGUUCCAUGAGCUGGAUCAGUGACUGUCAGAUUCAUUAGUAAAGCUGUAUGUACCUUAGGCACAUUAGUUCUCCAUAAUUUGAGAAUGAACCAACUGAAGGAUUUUUAGCUUAAAAAAAUUAAGAAGCAGCUCAUUAAGUGCCCUUGCAGUACUUUCAUAUUACCUCCAUGUGCCUUAGAGCCCAGCCUUCAACGUGUAGCUGCUGUAGAGUCUGUGAAUACCCAAUCAACUCCACCAAGUGCCUCUUACCUGUGUAGAGUCUUUUGCAGACAUGAUUAGUAGGACAGAGUUAUGGGGAUGGUGGUGGUGGGGAUGGUGGUGGGAGACAUUUGAACCCAAAGUGUCCACCAAGUUAAUGUUGCUUAAUGGGAAGAGUGUGGAAAUAUUACCAAUAAAAAUAAGUCUGAACAAACAUGCCCUCAAAUAAUUUUUAUGUGAACCUUUCAUCUUCUAGUUUCAAUGUUUGGAAAACAACACAAAUAAUAAAUGCUUUAAUUUACCAAUAAAGAAAAUGCUGCAUUA